AUGAUUUUACUAGAGCAGAAUAACAGGAUCAUCAGCGAGUUGUUGGAUCUCAAAUUCACCAACGCAAAAGAAGGUGGGAAACCGGACAAUGUGGAUGCUAAAUUUGCCGAUUUCGAUGGUGUUGUCUACCAUGCUUCGAACCCAGACGGAGACAAAACCAAGAUUCGACUGAGCAUCUCACUUAAGUUUUUCAAAGAGCUCCAGGAACACGGCACAGAUGCGCUUCUUCGCCGAGAGUACGGCUCAUAUCUGACCACUCCAGAGUCUGGGUACAAUGUAUCGUUGAUUUUUGAUCUCACCAAUCUUCCUGCUGACCAUAGCAGCCUCAUUGAGAAAGCAUCUGCCUUGAAAAGGAACUGCUUUGCUUCGGUUUUCGAGAAGUAUUUCGAGUUCCAAGAAGCUGGACAAGAAGGCCAGAAGAGAGCUGUUAUCAAUUACAGAGAAGAUGAGACUAUGUAUAUUGAAGCCAAGGCUGAUCGUGUUACGGUUAUCUUCAGUACAAUAUUCAAGGAUCCAGACGACGUUAUCAUUGGAAAAGUCUUCUUACAGGAGUUCCGUGAAGGUCGUAAAGCUAGUCAAACCGCUCCAGCAGUGCUUUACUCAUUGGGCGAGCCUCCUCUGGAAUUACGAGAUUUACCAGGCGCUCGCGUCGGAGAGAACUUCUAUUUCCACGACACACCAACUAAGAAAGCACGUGACAACACCAUAGAUUUGAUCCAUACAUUCAGCGAUUAUCUGCACUUAACCCAUCAAGUGUACAUGCAUUCGCGAAUGCGGUCAAAGACGAAUGAUUUUCUCAAGGUGCUCAAUCGUGCCCGUCCAGAAGUUAAGCUCGAAAAGAAGACGUUCAGUGGACGCUCCUAUGUACCAAGCUAG
Molecule: messenger RNA, 876 nt
Organism: Ostertagia ostertagi
Lineage: Eukaryota; Metazoa; Nematoda; Chromadorea; Rhabditida; Trichostrongylidae
Source: the annotation of a GenBank genome assembly